AUGCCCACACCGCAUUCGGGGCCGGUCUCGUUGACACGAUACCGGCCCAUCCUCUACCUCUUCACCGGCGUCGCAGCGGCCUAUGCAGUUGUCUACAUCCAUAACAAUGUCAUUUUGCCACGCCGUUCCCAACCCUCGCUGCGACGUCGAAACGCUGUGCGCCGCCACCGGCGAAGCGAUGCCGAAGAACUUGCGCUGCUCGAGACCCCGUCCUACCGUGCCAUCGCCCACCUCGAACAACUGGAGCGGCAGAAUGGAGUGUACGGAACAUUUCGUAUCGAGACUGAAGACGGACGACGUGUGGAAAGUGGCCUCUUGCCUUCGCUGCUCGCUACACGCGACCAGCUGAUGGAGGAGGUUGGUGUCCCUCCGGCUCACGCGGAGCGCAUGCGCGAAAUGAUGGAAGAUACUUUUCUGGAAUCUUUUCUUGCUCUCGACUUCCCCUCCGCCCACACUCUUGCAGACAACAGCCCAGAAAGGGCUUACUUGACGGAGCAACUUCAACGACGAGGGAUUUCCAGGGCGGGCAUUGAGAGGGCGCUGAUACGGUUCAAUGGAGACGAAAACUACGGGGAGGAGCUGCGUCGUCGGAGGCAGAACGGCGAGCGAGUAACACUCUCUACCUCCACCUUCCCGGAUGUGUCGGGACCGCCGCAGAACCCUGACGGUGCGGAAACGGUGGUUGAUGAUCAGAGUGUCUUCUCCUGGCGGGAUGGGAACAAUGACGCCUCUCCGACACGAGAGGGUCAGAAUCUACUGAACCUGCUGUACCACAUUGCCGAGGAUCAGGCGCGGAGAGAUGGCUAUAUUCACCGGGGCGUGACUUGCAACAGCUGCGGCGCCAUGCCCAUCCAGGGUAUCCGAUACCGAUGUGCGAACUGCAUCGACUAUGACCUUUGUGAGACAUGCGAGGCGAUGCAAGUACAUAUCAAAACGCAUCUGUUUUACAAGGUGCGGAUUCCGGCUCCCUUCUUGGGCAACCCACGACAAUCACAGCCUGUGUGGUAUCCUGGGAAGCCCGCGAUGCUCCCACGCAGCCUUCCACGGCCCCUUGCCAAGCGUCUCAUGAAGGAGACGAGCUUCGAAAACACCGAGCUCGAUGCCCUCUGGGACCAGUUCCGCUGCCUGGCCAACUACGAAUGGGCAGAUGAUCCGAACAAGUUGUACAUGGCCAUCGACCGCAAAACAUUUGACCGAUGCUUUGUACCCAACACCUCCAUUCGGCCGCCUCCUCCCAGCCUCAUCUACGACCGCAUGUUUGCGUUCUACGACACAAAUAACGACAAUCUCAUCGGGUUUGAAGAGUUCCUCAAGGGACUGGCGAGUUUGAAUAAUAAAAGUAAUGAUGAAAGGCUACGGCGUGUCUUUCGUGGAUACGAUAUCGAUGGAGAUGGUUACGUGGAGCGCAAGGACUUCCUUCGAGUUUUCAGGGCGUACUAUGCUCUCAGCCGGGAGCUAACCCGGGAUAUGGUUGCCGGGAUGGAGGAUGACUUUUUGGAGGGUGGCGCUCGCGAUGUCGUUCUUGGUAGCCAGCCUAUCAGCUCUGCUUUUCCAGGCAACAUUCCCUCGGGCGAGCCUUCACGGACUGGUGAGGGCAAACGGGCGAAUCAGGAUGGCGAUAUGGAAAUCGUCGACAACGAAGGUAUCUUGCGACAGGACGGUGACGACACUGGUGACCGACACUCAGUCGUUGGUGACGCUGCCGUGCGAGAACAGUUCGGACGAGUGCGUCCGAUGUUCCCGUCAACAGUUCGACUUCCUCGUGCCGAGGUUGAGGCUUCCCUGGCGGAACUUGAUCAUGGUGAUGACGAUAACGAUGAUGCCAGCGAAUCUUCUGACGAGUCCAGCUCCUCAGUUGCCAGCGCCAACUGGCCACCAGCCGAACACAUCCACGAGGAAGACAUUAUCGACGCGCUGGGGACAUAUGUUCCUCCUCAAGAGAUUACCGAUCCCGUCGACAGAGCCCGUAUCGCUACCUCGGUGUAUCACAGAAUGCGUGAUGACGAUCGUCGCCGAGUAGACGAGGCUCGACGAUAUGGUAUUGACGAGCGCUGGAGACGCCGGGCAUUCUAUACGGACGAAGAAGACGGUGCAACCGUCCCCGAGGGAUACCAACGGGACCCGGCCGUGGAUGAUUAUCUCAGUGAUGACGAGAAGCUCCAUGUACCGCAGAAUUUUGACUCGCACCCGCCUUCUCCUCGUUCGCGAUCAUCGUCUAAGGUGCGAUUUGAAGACGACCUCACCGACGAUUACGAUGUACGCUCAAACCCGUCAACAUCAUCCCGGAGCAUACCGGUCGGCGAACGAUGGGGAGGUUUCGAGAUACCGGAAGUCGAAAAGGAUGUGGGCAAAGAGAUUUUGUAUCAGGUCACGCAACAGGGAUUCAACGAGCUUCUCGACAUCCUGUUUAAACCGAAAGAGGAUCUGAUUAUGGAAGCGUAUCGGACACGAGCUGAUCGCAAGGCAUGGGCUCGGGAGAUUGAGCUUGUGGAGAAAGCCGAUCCUCAAAAAGGCACUGCCAAAGAAGCGCAGGCAAGCAACGAGGGAGAACUGCGACCGGUCACCAGUGAAAGGUCUCUGGAUGACCUCUUGCAGCGCUCUGGCUAUGCCGUACUCAGUCCGGUGGCGGAGUCCGUCAGUAUAGGGCCAGUGUUAGCCCCACCAUCCCCAGGGGUUGUAUCGCCCAGGGACACCGAGAACGACGACGUUCGGCCUUCUCAUCUCGGUGAUCCAGGGGAUGAUGCUGCCAUCGGUCAAGACCGGCCGUUCGAAGGGGAUUACGACGAGACUGAGUCAGAUGCAUCUGACCCAGAGUCCUCAGAAGAUAUCUCCCCAGUUGCGGACGAAGAAGAGCCGUACUAUGAUCCUACUUUACCCCAACACCGUCCAAACGCUGGAUUAACUCGUCCUCGUCUUUCUUUCCGCGACGAGCCCUCUGUGAUAGCCUCACCAGAACCCUCCGACCUCCCGCUGGAGCUCCGCCUCCAACCAAACGGCACAACCUCUCUCCCUGCACCGUCUUCUCCUGACUCUUCGUCCGCCGAAGCCGAAGCCACGGCACCCAAACCCCGUCCCUCGCCUAUGCAGCCACUCCCACCGCCAACCUCGAAGACCGACCAAGUCACGGAACCUUCUGGCCUGCACAAACCGUCACCCAAGACCAUUGCCCGAUGGGCGUACCUGAACCAGGUCGAGCGCGAAGCCAAGGAGCGCGGCGGCAGCGGAGCAAAGCUUAACUUCGAGGAGUUUUCCCGCCGCAUGGCUGCAGACCGCGGACGAAGGCUCGGGUUUGUGGCUACCUGGAUUGAGAUGGCUAGUUUUUAG
Molecule: messenger RNA, 3324 nt
Organism: Penicillium riverlandense
Lineage: Eukaryota; Fungi; Ascomycota; Eurotiomycetes; Eurotiales; Aspergillaceae
Product: EF hand domain protein
Exons: 1
Coding region: 1-3324 (1107 amino acids)
Cellular component (GO): membrane; intracellular membrane-bounded organelle; cytosol
Molecular function (GO): calcium ion binding; zinc ion binding
Source: RefSeq, a predicted model, not a curated record